UCAGCGUGAUAUGUGGAGCGGCUUAGCGACUAGCCAGAGCAGCCUUAUGCUCUCCAUUCUAAAUCUGUGUCACAAACAGCUUACUUGUCCAUUCUGCUCCGUAGGUUGAUGCAACGAGGCUGUGCUUAAAAUCAUCUAGCCAGAUGCUCUAAAGUUCACUUGUUGACAAGGACUACAUUGCGACAUAGCAGAGUAUGCUUGGCCCUAGAGGAUCAGAAGAGGCUGCCCCAAUACUGGCCCGACAGCUGUUGCCGUUGUAACUGCUUGCGCGGCCGACACCUGCAGCACCCCGAUCUCCACUCUAAUGCAGAUGGCCUAGUCUGGUGGUACGGUCCCGCGAUGUCAUGCCCGUUCCUCAUCACAGGCGUCAGACGCGCGAGUGGAGGUACCAUAUGGUUCACUGUGGGCUCGUCAAUUAUCAAUCAGCUCUGAUCUUCUCGCACCCUGCUAAGAUCUCGGAUAUCCUCAUAUAACAUGCGUGCCCCGGUGCAUUCGCACAGGCCUAGUCUCUUUCCCUCGCAUGUCCAAGCCUCCACCGGCUUUGUGCAGGCACCCACGACGCCCUUCAGACACACCGUAGGAGGCUCCAAGAAGCAUGUCACACAGCACGCCGCCGACGCUGCUCGUCUGGGCAUCUUCCUUGUUCACCAUCUCUACCGGUACGAUCGGUUCAAGUGCUUGAAGUGGGGCCAUAGCCACCAGUCUGGGGCCUUCAAGCGCAUUAUGACGUACACAUACCUUAUCACAAUACCGCUGAUAGCGAUAUAUUCCAUCGGCUUCGCCGCCAUCAAGUACGAUAUGGGCUACGCCGUCGUUCCAGGAUUCGGCAUCCAGCCAGUACCGUGGCAGGACUGGCCAAAGAAGUACCAGCACGCCAUCUUUCCGCUCUACCUUGUCUUCUCCGUCGGCUGGAGCCUUGAGCUCGUCACACAUCUCGAGGAACUCUGUUUUUGGCUUUUCCUUCUCAACGCAGGUCGCGCCGGCCAAGACUGGUUCAGGAGCGGCUACUUCAAAAUUUGGAUCGUCGGUUCUGGGGCUUCCAUAAUUUACAUGCCGCUCGUUACCAUUUUCACCCGCUCAGAUCCGCUCAAGAACGAGGCGUACACGUUCCUUGCGGGUUCAUUCGGUAGUCUGUGCAUUACCGUAUGGUUCACGCCGAUUUUAUGGACGUUCCCGAAGUUUAUAGAGAAUUUGCGGUCUGAUGGUGUGGAAAUGAACACGCUCAUGCGUCUCGUCAAGUUCCAUGAGCUCAACACUAUUCGCAUCGCACUGCGAUUUGUCUUCUGCGUGUCGCUCAUCAUUCUCGGCGUAGACGGCGCCCGACCGCACCAGCACAUCAACGACAAGUUUAUCUGGACGGAACUGCUCUCGAUGCUCGCAGGCGUCGGCGUCACCGUCUCCUCCGCGAUCACACUCGUUAUCUUCUUCCCACGAAAUAUCUACAACGAGUACUCGCUGAAACAAGCCUCGCUGCAGUCACGUUCGCUACAUCUGCGCAGCCGCGCUGGAGCGGCACCACACAUGGACUCGUACGCGUCGCCGCGGAGCGUGCUGCACAUCGACGACACAGACGCGCAUGAGCGUGCGCGGAGCGAGCUAUCGUUCUCGCUCUCACUUGAGUCGCCGCUGAAGGCCUCUUCCGAGCUCAGGGACUACGUCCCGCCCGUGAUGUUCGCGCCGAACCGCCGCCUCGAGACUGGCGUCACUGUCCAGGGUAUGGUCGCCGCCAUGACGCCGAGCGCGCUCGCGAUGCGCCACGACGACCUGGAGGCGGGUGUACAUCCGUUCGCGCAGCAUUAUACGUCCCCCAUCGAUCUCGUGCAGGGCGAGAACGCGUCGUGGAACUCGCACGUGAGGGGGAGAUAAGAGCUGCCGCUGCAUGAUGACCUUAUUCGUUACAUUAUUCUGUAGGGAUAAUUCUGCGAGAAUUUA
Messenger RNA from Phanerochaete carnosa HHB-10118-sp, 1932 nucleotides. RefSeq lists its product as uncharacterized. The coding region runs from base 475 to 1866 and encodes 463 amino acids. The transcript has 12 exons. The record is from RefSeq and is a predicted model, not a curated record. NCBI's taxonomy places the organism in Eukaryota, Fungi, Basidiomycota, Agaricomycetes, Polyporales, Phanerochaetaceae.